Suillus subaureus is the source of this 255-nucleotide messenger RNA. RefSeq lists its product as uncharacterized. The transcript has 2 exons. The annotation marks the transcript as partial. Lineage: Eukaryota; Fungi; Basidiomycota; Agaricomycetes; Boletales; Suillaceae. The record is from RefSeq and is a predicted model, not a curated record.
CUAUCUAGGUUUGGAUUUGACUUCCAUUCAAUGUUCAUGCCUGACUUUAUGCACAAAUUUGAACUCAGUGUUUGGAAAGGGACUCUCACCCAUCUACUACAGAUUCUGCAUGCAUUUGGUGGAGAUACUAUGACACAGUUCAAUGCUAGAUUUUGGUGUGUGCCAACAUUCAGGAGGGACAUUAUUCAAAAGUUCAGUCAGAAUAUGUCAAAUCUCACCAAACUCACUGUGAGAGAUUAUGAAGACUUGUUGCAG